AUGGAAAGGAGGAUGAUCAGAUUACGUAUGCUGGACCGAUGGAGCUGUGAAAGGAUCAGAGCACUCACGAAAGUUAGAGACUGGAUAAACGAGGCUUCAAGAAGAAAACUCAUAUGGGCUAGAAAGAUACGUGAAAUGGACGAAAACGUAUGGGCUCGCGUGAUCACGACAUGGAUUCCAUAUGACUACGUGGACCGAAGAAGGAGAGGACACCCUUGUAUACGAUGGCGCAAUGAAUUGUCGAAGAAGAUCGGAAAAACGUGGUGGAGUAUGACGAAGGAACAGUUCAAUGAGGCCAUGAUACGGCAUUCGAAUAUGAGUUGA
Molecule: messenger RNA, 324 nt
Organism: Haemonchus placei
Lineage: Eukaryota; Metazoa; Nematoda; Chromadorea; Rhabditida; Trichostrongylidae
Source: the annotation of a GenBank genome assembly